This is a messenger RNA of Bipolaris sorokiniana ND90Pr, 1194 nucleotides long. RefSeq lists its product as uncharacterized. The coding region runs from base 1 to 1152 and encodes 383 amino acids. The transcript is spliced from 2 exons. NCBI's taxonomy places the organism in Eukaryota, Fungi, Ascomycota, Dothideomycetes, Pleosporales, Pleosporaceae. The record is from RefSeq and is a predicted model, not a curated record.
AUGCCUUUCCGUGAUGAGGACUGGGAAGAGUGGCAGCGCGACUGUGACAUAUUUCCAGCCUAUAGUGAUUAUCUACUCGGCCCAGAUCUACGCCUCGUGGUCGCUCAAGAGCCUGGUCUGCAUCCUUUGAUCUAUCCAACGCCAAUACUGCAACCGAUCCAGGACACUCGCAACGUACGGUCGCGAUCUCAGAUAUGCCGACCGAUGACUAGAUCGGGCCUAGCAACAGAUACUCUUACUAGGCGUCAAUCUGCAUUACAUAGGGGAGCAUUCGAUGACUGCCUCGGAAACGACAGCAGCAAUCAGACGAGGGCACUAAUCGAUCAGCCAAGUUUUCUGCGGCAUCCUCGUACUCUUUCAGAAAUACAUGAACAAAGCCGACAGCAGCUCCAUACACUGAUACAGACGCAGUCACACUCUGCCGCUGUCUUGGAGCAAUCCUGUAUUCCCUUUUCUUCAGAACAAGCAUCGCGAGUGGAUAUGCUUCAGCCCAAUGACAUAGUCCAUGACCCGCGAUAUCAGUGCAUUCAGCCCGAGACGCGCAACCAGAUCAGACGUUACCUCUCUGGGCUCUGGCAUAUUGCGAAAAAUUCUACCGAUACGGGAAAAAAGGCCAAGGCGCUUGCGGAUAUCCACAACUUCAGCACAAGAGUUCUUGAACGAGUCAAAAGCACAAAGGCAAAUAAAGGCCAACAUUCGCCUCCUCAUACACCCGCCCGCAACAAACCUGAACAAAAUGACCAACGAUUGCGCCCUACGAGCACACAGCUCUUGCACCAGCAAUCAGUACAAUCCCAAGCACAAGUAGUUGAAGAUAAUCAUCCCUCGCAAUUGGAACCUCAAUUGGCAUGGCAGCCUCCAGCUUUGCCGCACACCGAGAUCGUCGCCCCUCAGGCUUCCGCUCAGCUGCGUGUGAGCAUCAAUCGUUACGUCCCUCAGGUCUGGUACUGUCUUCGAAUCACUGGAAAUAAAUUCGAGCCUAUAUCCGCCGAUGAUCUACAUAGAAGGAAUCGUGCGCAACAAUGGCUCACGUCGUUUAAGAUGACUCUGCCUGUUGAGGGUCGCACCUACAUUUCAGGGGUUCUCAGGUGGAUGUACAGUGAACAGGCUGCCGGAAGAGAUCCGUUGGUAUCUAUUGGGUACCAGACCUAGCAUUGGUUCAGGUGUAAACAUGGGACAUGCGAACUGGACAGG